CAAAGCUCGAGCCAACUGGUGUGGGUCAGCCUCAGGCUCCGGCGGAUGACGAGCCCACUGUCGAACGCCAAGAUCGCUGAUGGGCUGCACGCGCCACGACCUGGAGGCAAAGCAACGACAGAACAGCGAAACAACUUCCAACCCCAACCAUCGAAUCUGCGAAUCUGCGAUUGCGGGCACCGUCCGUCCACAGCAUCACACGCUUCGAUCCCGAGAACUUUGCAUCGACCCCCAGGCCCUCGGUAAUCUGCAAUCCGCCCCAUAAAUCGUAGACCCAACAGCAAAGAGGCAACCGUCAAAAUGGGCGACGUCCUGGUCGAGAACGCCGCCAACAGCAUUCAGCCGCUGAAGAAGCAUACCCCCUCGACCAUUCCCAGCAUCGAGAACUUUGAGGGCGUUUCAACAGAAGGCGGCGAUGAGUAUGCGAAUCUGAAGCGGCUGCAGCGGCAGCUCGAGUACAUCCAGCUGCAGGAGGAGUACAUCAAGGAUGAGCAGAGGAGCUUGAAGCGGGAGCUGGUUCGGGCACAGGAGGAGAUCAAGCGCAUUCAGAGUGUACCGCUCGUCAUCGGCCAGUUUAUGGAGGCCAUCGAUCAGAAUACCGGCAUCGUCCAGUCCAGCACUGGGUCUAACUAUGUCGUUCGUAUCCUGUCGACGCUGGACCGUGAACUGCUCAAGCCCUCCUCCUCAGUCGCCCUGCACCGCCACUCCAAUGCCCUUGUAGACAUCCUCCCGCCCGAGGCCGACUCCUCGAUCGCGAUGCUCGGCGCCGACGAGAAGCCCGACGUGACGUACGCCGACGUCGGUGGGCUAGACAUGCAGAAGCAGGAAAUCCGCGAAGCCGUCGAGCUGCCCCUGACACACUUCGACCUGUACAAGCAGAUCGGCAUCGACCCACCCCGCGGCGUGCUCCUGUACGGGCCCCCCGGAACCGGCAAGACCAUGCUGGUGAAGGCGGUGGCCAACUCGACGACGGCCAACUUCAUCCGGGUGGUCGGGUCCGAGUUCGUACAGAAAUACCUCGGCGAGGGCCCGCGGAUGGUGCGCGACGUAUUUAGGAUGGCGCGCGAGAACGCACCGGCCAUCAUCUUCAUCGACGAGAUCGACGCCAUCGCGACCAAGCGGUUCGACGCGCAAACGGGCGCGGACCGCGAGGUGCAGCGCAUCCUGCUGGAGCUGCUCAACCAGAUGGACGGCUUCGACCAGACGGCCAACGUCAAGGUCAUCAUGGCGACCAACCGGGCCGACACGCUCGACCCGGCGCUGCUGCGGCCGGGCCGCCUCGACCGCAAGAUCGAGUUCCCCAGCCUGCGCGACCGCCGCGAGCGCCGCCUCAUCUUCACCACCAUCGCCAGCAAGAUGAGCCUCGCGCCCGAGGUCGACCUCGACAGCCUCAUCGUCCGCAACGACCCCCUCAGCGGCGCCGUCAUCGCCGCCAUCAUGCAGGAGGCCGGCCUGCGCGCCGUGCGCAAGAACAGGUACAACAUCAUCCAGGUCGACCUCGAGGACGCCUACAGCAGCCAGGUCAAGGGGUCGAGCGACGAGAACAAGUUUGAUUUCUACAAAUAGACGAUGGGGCAAACUGGGUGGGUGGUUGGAUGUGUGUUUCGCGUGGAGGGAGGCAGAGUGGGCACAGCGAGGGCAAAAGUCGUGGGGGGGACUGCGAUGAGAUGUACGAUAACCACGGUACGGUAGCUACCAUAGAACGAACG
Chaetomium fimeti is the source of this 1709-nucleotide messenger RNA. RefSeq names its product P-loop containing nucleoside triphosphate hydrolase protein. The coding region runs from base 301 to 1566 and encodes 421 amino acids. NCBI's taxonomy places the organism in Eukaryota, Fungi, Ascomycota, Sordariomycetes, Sordariales, Chaetomiaceae. Gene Ontology annotation, biological process: proteasome-mediated ubiquitin-dependent protein catabolic process. The transcript has 2 exons. Gene Ontology annotation, molecular function: ATP hydrolysis activity; ATP binding; proteasome-activating activity. The record is from RefSeq and is a predicted model, not a curated record. Gene Ontology annotation, cellular component: proteasome regulatory particle, base subcomplex.